GCUCUGGCGGAUGCGGUUCGUCCGAAGAGGCGAAGGGUAGUGGUGAAGACCGGAGUCGGCCGAGGUGGAAGCUCGUCCGUGGCGGUCGGAGAUAUUGGCGUCUCUGUUGCUCAACCGCCGCCGGUGCAGCCUAUGGCGGCUCCAGCUGAUGUGGCCGGGAGGAGAGGCUCCAAGAGGGUGGCUGAGAAGACCGCUCUCGGUCAAGCUAGCCAAAGAGCGAAGGCAAGUUCUCCGCCUCGGAAGGCGGCUGGUCGGGGAAAGGGCGUGAAGCGCGGGGAGGAACAGAGUUCUAUAGAGGUGUCGACUCAGGCGGCCACGGAUGGGGAGGCGGCUGAGUUUGCUUUGCACACUAUUAGUGAUCAUCUCGUUAUGCCUUCCGAGUACACCCCUUCAGCUUUGGACAGUCACAGGAGACUUGCAGAGACCGCUUCGCGGUUCUUCUUUUCGGCUCAGAUUGGGUUCUCGCAGGUCAUUCUGUUGAAUGACCGCCUGUCCCGGACUGUGGAGGACAAUGCCGUUGAGAUAGCGAAACUGAAGAAAAGCGCCGAUGAAGGGUGGGAGACUAUGAUGGGUAAGUUGAGACCGCAGGUAAAGCGUGAGUUUGAGGAGCGACUGGCCAAGAAGGAGGAGGAGUUGCUGGCCGAGAAGGGGGCGGUCAAGGCUGUCGGUGAAGAGAGGGACCGCUUCCGCGAGAAGGCCCUAAAGUCUGCG
Molecule: messenger RNA, 711 nt
Organism: Linum tenue
Lineage: Eukaryota; Viridiplantae; Streptophyta; Magnoliopsida; Malpighiales; Linaceae
Source: the annotation of a GenBank genome assembly